Molecule: messenger RNA, 774 nt
Organism: Acanthosepion pharaonis
Lineage: Eukaryota; Metazoa; Mollusca; Cephalopoda; Sepiida; Sepiidae
Source: the annotation of a GenBank genome assembly
AUGGCCCAACUGAAGUAUACACCACUCAGGCAAUCAUCACCAACUAUCCACGUUCCACAACAGCUUCAGGACUGCGAGUUCAUUUUUGUCCGAAAUGACGCGGUAAAGAAACCACUAACACCAACAUACCAGGGUCCAUUCAAAGUCUUAAAAGGCUCUGAGAAGCAUCUCACCAUUGAUCGAGGAAGCCGGACGGACAGCAUCUCCAUCGACAGAGUCAAACCAGCUUUUCUGGGAAAAUCUCCACGGGAGACAGAACCCGUCUCAACACACCCAGAACCUUCACCUGCCUCAACAACCACGCAAUCGCAACCGUCACAACCGAGGCAGAAUCACCCACCACUCCACCUAGGCAGACCCGUCUUGGAAGGAAAGUCACCUUCCCUAAGAACGUCACCGCUUCUCUUGUAUGAACCGUCAUAUCUAGAUGCCCGAGACUUCGCAGCGGUUUUCAGCCGGCCACGGAAGCAGCCCGGCCUUCGGGUUGGGUUGCGACCAUGGCAAAGGCUAACUUCCGAAAGUCAUUCGAUCACCACUCUUCAAGGCUCCACUCACUCCACUCUUUGCUACUGCCUUCCCUCUGAGACGCCAGCUCACUCCUGCAGCUUCCAGCUCACUCCUGCAGCUUCCAGCACUCCUACCGCUUCCAGCUCACCCCAACAGCUUCCAGCGGCCUCCAGCUCACACCUGCGGCGCUCUACUGACGUCCCGCUACCUAUUCCAGCACCGGCUGACGAUCUAAUCCAGUACCCACUGACGUCCAGGGCCCGUUAA